This is a messenger RNA of Capronia coronata CBS 617.96, 1131 nucleotides long. RefSeq lists its product as uncharacterized. NCBI's taxonomy places the organism in Eukaryota, Fungi, Ascomycota, Eurotiomycetes, Chaetothyriales, Herpotrichiellaceae. The coding region runs from base 1 to 1131 and encodes 376 amino acids. The record is from RefSeq and is a predicted model, not a curated record. The transcript has 4 exons.
AUGCCCAGCGAUAUUUUGGGCCAUGUCUUGCACACGAGACCGUUCCGUGGGUUCGAUCCUAUACCGGACGUGCCGCCCUUGGAUCUAGAUAACCUGUCGUCUCUCAACAAGUAUGGCAAGGAAAUCUAUCUGACGUCUAUCGACAAUGUCACCACCAACCCUAGUUGGCUCUUGGGAGAGACACCAGACGCAACCGGGGCACUGAGAAAUUCUACUGCUUGUGCUGUUGUGGUCGUCGAGAGGAGCCAUCAGCAAGUUGAUGCUUUCUAUUUCUACUUCUACUCUUUCAAUGAGGGUGCAGAUAUCACCCAGGUUGUACCUCCGCUGGACAGGAUCUUCCCGGACGCCAGCCCUGGCAACCACUUUGGAGACCACGUGGGCGAUUGGGAACACAAUAUGAUCCGCUUUAAGGAGGGCAAGCCAACAGGCAUAUACUUCAGUCAACAUGGCAGUGGCCAGGCCUGCAAAUGGGACGAUGAAACAUGCUUCUCCAAACAGGGUGAGAGACCGGUGGUCUUCAGCGCGAGAGGGUCGCAUGCAAAUUAUCCUUCCGCAGGGCAAGCACUUCCCCUGGGUAGGAGCCAUAUUCAUGACGAAGCUCUGGUGGACAUUGCGGAUAAAGGUCGGAUCUGGGACCCUGUUCAACCAGCAUACUUCUACCAGUACGACCCCGCCACGGAUGUUCUCACGCCAGCAGACCCAGGCACGUACCCCACAGACUGGUUUCAUUUCACUGGCGCAUGGGGCGAUAAGAAAUAUAACGACAGCGAUCCUCGACAGGUCACGGUUCCCUACUUCGGCCUGAAGAAGUACGAAAACGGACCUACCGGACCGAAGUGCAAGCAUCUGGUCCGAAAGGGCUUGAUGCCAGACGAGCGGCCCAAGCCGAACAUGAUGAAGGUCUUGGUCGGCUGGUAUUUGUCUCUGUAUGGUUGCUGUCUGAAAGGACAUAGUGCAUGGGUGGUGAUCAUAUUCACCCUCGUGGCUCUCGCGGCGACCAUAUUUGUGAUGGUGUUGACAAUCAAAAAGGUUGGCCCUACGCUGAGGAGGCGGCUGCGCAGAAGACGAGGUGAGAAGGGAUCGGCCGAGUUGAACAUCCCGCUACUGGAUGUCGAAAGAGCAGAAGAUUAA